UAAUAAUCAUAACAUCGAAUCGAAUUUCAACACUGUAAACUAAGACGAUGUCGAUCGUUCGCAGGCCUAUCGCGGACAACGGAAACAGCAUCAUCCAUGUUAUCAACUACUGCUCGGCAUUCCAUGUCCACCGGUUUUCUCGUACGUUUUUUCCCAUUUCUUUGACAGAAUCUUGUUUCGGUAAGUCGUCAAGCGAUUCGAAUUAUUUCUGUAGCGUCUAAGGCAAAAGACGAGUACUGUUCCCCCGGCAGAUCUCAAAGCGCGAUUCGAAUGAAAUAGUUUUUUCUUUCGUUCGAUACGGUUUCGCCGUACGUUUGUCGUCUUGCGGUUCGUUUAGUGUUACGUUUUCGUCCGGACGGACGCGUCCGGCUUAUCGAUCUAACGUUCCCGACACGAAGCGCUGCCGGCGCACGUAGCAACGGCACAACCGUCAACGAUUCGUUCCGACGGACGGAGUCGAGUCCUUGGCGCGUCGAAAUGGAUCCGGAUUCGUUGGACUGGAUAUGGCAGGAUCUCGCGACGGCCGACAGCACGAAUGAACCAAAGGCGGACGUCGACAACGACGACGACGACUUCGACUUUGACUUCUGCAGGUCCGGCGACGAGGGCCGCGGGUCCGACGACGAUGACGUCAGCAGCGACUCGAGCGCGGGCUACACGUGGACGGCGGCUACGGAUACGAACACGAUGCGAGAGCUGCGCGAGCUCGUGGACGGCGUCGAGAAGGAAUUGAAGUCGAUGAGCUUCGUGAACGACUUGGACGCCGGCGACGGGUCCGCGACGUUGGUCGACUCCGAACACCUCGAGGAGGCCGAUCGCGAGUCCGACGACACGAGGUUUUACGUGGACGCGGUGGACGCGGUCCGGAGGAAGAUAUCGCAAGUCCGACUGGUGUGGGCGGACGCGGUGCAUCGAUGCACGACCGACGGGAAAAACGUACCGGAUUCUUUUGUAAAAACGACAAACAUCGAAAAAAUAGUGCUUUUGUAUGCCAGCAAUUUCAUCGAACAGUUCAAAAUGAAAUAUCCCAAUAGAAGACAGUUGAGUUUGGUACUAGAAAACGAAUGCGGCGUUCAGAAAUGCGUUUGUACUGCAAUUAAACCAUCUCGGUUAGUCUACCACGAUUUGGACGAUUUGAUCAGUUACAGUGAAUUUGUUGCCAAUUACAUAACGUAUAUCAAAUUGGAUGACCCAACAAAUGUGCCAAAGAAAAUUAUGUCUCCUUUGACGACACUGGAAAAUCAGACAGCUAAUUGUUUUGAGUUAGCAAUAUUAUUAGCAUCGUUCUUAAUUGGCUACGGAUAUAAUGCUUUUGUAGUACAAGGUUACGCUACGGAAAGCGUGUGUAACAACGAUUUGAGCAAAAUUAAGUUAGAUAUGUCAAAAUACGAUAGUAAACCUAAGCCUGAUGAAUCUGAUGAUGUUGAAGACGUCAACGACAUAUACGCAGUAGAUUUCGAGAUCGAUAUGUGCAGUGAAUUUGUAAAUCUUUUAAUCGAAGAGGAAAAAAAGAAAUCAAUUGUUGUAGAUGAAGUUAAAGAGAACAAUAUUGAUCGUUCUUCUGAUCUGCUGUACGGGAGACGGGUUCAUUGUUGGGUCAUGAUCAUACCACUGGAAGUUGAAGAUGAAAAAACAACCAAUAAUCCAUAUUUUAUUGAGCCUAGCGUGGGCGAGAGGAAAGAAAUUUCCGAUGAUAGUUAUAUCGGAAUCGAAUUUAUUUGGAAUCAUAAAAAUUAUUGGAUUAAUUUACAGUCCUUGAACAACGGAUGCACUGAGUAUAAAAUCGAUCUAACAAAUAAAAAAUGUUGGGAGCAAUUUUUGCCUGAUGAAACUCAAUAUCUUCAGAGAUCAACAUUGGAACGGAGGCAUUAUGAAAAUGAAAGCUCCAGAAAUGUGAUUAUGCCCAAUUCGUGGGUUAGCGUUUUAGAAGUUCCCAGAAACAAAUAUCUUAUGCUGUAUCCGAUGGGUAAGAAAAUGACGCGGUACAUGAAUGCGCUCAAAGAGUCGUAUGCUGAAUACAUUUUACCUGAUGGGUUGAUUGAGAGAAUAACAUUUUACGCCGAACCAGAGUACAAGAACAAGAUGUUUGUCAAGGAAUUUUAUAGACACAGGGUAGACAAAUUGAUCAGUCUCGAGAUAAGAUUCUCCGUUGAUAAAAAUGAAAUUGUUGAGUAUUUCAGCAGCGGCCGGAAAGAUUGUUUAAAAACACAUACAUUCAGUGGCGAAAUCAACAGUCUAGAUAGUGACCGUUCGUUUGUGUUUUAUAAUCUAAGACUUGAUUCGAUGAUCAAAUUAGAGAUCGACCAUAUUAGUUUCACAACGACGUUUAGCGACAGAUCAGACUUAUUGUUUUGGUGCAUGAGUGAAUUUGAAAAAUUAGAAAACAUGGAUGGUCAAGUCAUAAACUCGAAGAGGAAACCUAAAUUGAUAAUUGAAAAGUAUUUAAGAGACGAGUCUAAGCACAAAGAUCGAGAUAUCGCCACCAUACAUUAUGAUUUCGCGUUGAAUAAUAUUUUCGUGCAGUAUCAAUUUGGUGAAGGGCAGAUCACUCAAUCGAAGAGAUUGUUUAUAAAGCCGACUGUAGCAAAUAGCAAAGACUUCGACCCAGAAUCAGUUACUGAACACAUUGUUUAUCCGUACGAGGGCCAUCUGGAACCACACGAAUCGUAUACGUUGUUACAAGAGAUGUUAAAUGCAGAGAUCGAAGCCGUUCGAGCCAUUUCUAAAUUGGAAGACGAAGUUAUUGAAAUUCUGGAAAACCGUAGUCGAGAACGGUCGGAGUGUAAGUUGAAAAUUAACUCGUUGGACUGGGACCGAAAUUAUAAAACUAGAAAAUUGCUCCAAAUUAAAAAAGAUAAAAAACUCGCUGUUGUCGAACGAGAAAAUGCUGAGAAUAUAGAUUAUGCUUUACCGUAUCUUGAAUCUGGAAAAAUACCAUAUAAGUACGACAAAGUUUCAAAGAUCCGCGAUAAAGUCGUAAGCAAAUUUCGACAAAAUACCAUCAACCAGUUUAUACGAGUUAAAAAUUCGUUUUUAAAGAAAGAGUCCAAGAUGCGUUCAAUAACGAUGGCGCUAGAAAAAGAUAAUUUAAAUGUCGAACUUAAGAAUGAAAUGUUAAAACUAGGUUCGUCGAUGAAAAAUGAAUUAGAAGUGUUAACGUUAAAACUGCAAAGAUAUAAAGAAAUACGUGCCGAAAGAUACAACAAUUUAGUGAUGUACCUAAAUAGCAAACCCGAAUUCAAAAUGUUACCGCCUUUGAAAUUAUUGGAUUCAAAUGGGACAUGAUUAAUUCGACGAAUAAAAUAUAAAUUAAAAUAAAUUCAAGCAUUAUUAUUUGUUAAAUUGUUAUACAUAUAUGUAAAGGUCGGAUUUUUAUAACUUUACAUAUUUAUUUUUAGUCUAUGUAGUUAAAUGGGAAUGAGAUAUCUUUACGAUUCAUGAAACACAGAAUACACAGAAUAUAAUUAUUUUGCAUAAAAAAGCAUAUUUUAAGGCUUAGGGAAUAUUCAAUACGUUAGAGAAUAUUUGAGAGUUUUAUUUUUGUAAACACAUUAUAAUAAUUAUUUGUCUGCAAGUCCAUGCACGUAUUACGUAUAUUGGAAUUUUUAUAGUAUUUAUCAAUAUACACAAUAUUCACAAUAUGAGCUAUUUUUAUAUCCUUUUAAGUUGUUAUAAAAAUUAAUUACUAGACAUUAGGAGUGGUCGACGUACAGUUUAAAUUGGUAUUAAAACUAUUUUUUUUUUCACAAAUGUUAUU
This is a messenger RNA of Sipha flava (yellow sugarcane aphid), 3757 nucleotides long. RefSeq names its product dynein regulatory complex subunit 7 (gene lobo). The transcript has 13 exons. The record is from RefSeq and is a predicted model, not a curated record. Bases 478 to 3285 code for a protein of 935 amino acids. Gene Ontology annotation, cellular component: motile cilium. NCBI's taxonomy places the organism in Eukaryota, Metazoa, Arthropoda, Insecta, Hemiptera, Aphididae. Gene Ontology annotation, biological process: flagellated sperm motility.